Messenger RNA from Vollenhovia emeryi, 686 nucleotides. RefSeq lists its product as uncharacterized. The transcript is spliced from 4 exons. NCBI's taxonomy places the organism in Eukaryota, Metazoa, Arthropoda, Insecta, Hymenoptera, Formicidae. The annotation marks the transcript as partial. The record is from RefSeq and is a predicted model, not a curated record.
AGGAAACAAAAGUGGCUCGAGUCACUAAACAUACAAAAUUAUGAUCCACCAAAAUCAGCAGCUGUGUGUUCGGAACAUUUUAAGGAACAAGAUUAUGAAUCGAACCAUUCUUACAGGAAAUUGAAAAAAGAUGCUAUUCCAUAUUUAACUGAAGAUGCUAUAAAUGAUAAAGAAAAUAUUGAUAAUACAAAUAAUACAAAAAUAAUAAUACAGAAUUCCGUAAUACAACAUAAGGAUACACAAGGCGCAACAUCAAUUGUGGAAAAUAUGUACAAUGAUAAAGAAGAUACUAGUAUGUGUAUAAAAGAUAUUUAUAUAGAAAGUGAAACAACAUACAACAUACAGGAGGAUAUAAGAGGCGCAACAUCAAUUGUGGAAAAUAUAUACAAUGAUAAAAGAGUAAUACAUCGGUCAACAAGUAUAUCUCCGCAAAGGAUUUUUGAUUCACCUGCAAAAACUCGAAUACGUAAACAUUAUACAAACCAAAUUAAAAAAUUGAAGAACCAGUUAUAUACUAGUACGUAUAAAUAUAAGAAAGCACGCGAGACAAUCAAAUCACUAAAAGAGGUCCUUAAAGAUCAAAAGAUCUCAUUUAUAUCUGUAAAAACGUAGAAACCGCUUUAACUAUUUUUAAAAAUACUCAUACAACUUUACAAGCCUUUCAAAUGAAUGUUUUUGUAUACAAU